Messenger RNA from Megalops cyprinoides (Indo-Pacific tarpon), 922 nucleotides. It is a transcript of the gene ppp1r3g, whose product is annotated as protein phosphatase 1 regulatory subunit 3G. Gene Ontology annotation, molecular function: glycogen binding; protein phosphatase 1 binding. The transcript has a single exon. Gene Ontology annotation, cellular component: protein phosphatase type 1 complex. The coding region runs from base 1 to 873 and encodes 290 amino acids. The record is from RefSeq and is a predicted model, not a curated record. NCBI's taxonomy places the organism in Eukaryota, Metazoa, Chordata, Actinopteri, Elopiformes, Megalopidae. Gene Ontology annotation, biological process: regulation of glycogen biosynthetic process.
AUGUCACUACACAAGGAGGGCUCACCUCACCAAGAGAAAAACGUUCCCUUGUCAGACCUUCACUGGCUUGUAGAAAACUACAUGGAUAUCGACAGCACUCAAGAGUCUGACUCACCUGCGCCACCCGAAAACGGCAAUCAGACAGAGGAUGAUUACGAGGACUUGGAGGAGCAGGAGAUCCUGUUAAAAGACAGGCGGAGGGCGAAAUCCCUGCCCGCGUACCCGGAGCAGGCUAACCUCUUAGAAGAAAUUUCGCAGAGUUGCAGGAAGAGAGUAAAGUUUGCGGAUGCGCUAGGACUCAACUUGGCUAGCGUGAAGCACUUUAACGCUACUGAAGACCCUCACAUUCCUUCCAAAGUAUUUUCAAGGUUACAGAGCUUCCCUCCUCAGCCGGAACGCGAGCUCUUUGGAGAGAUAGCUGACAAAUUCAAAUCCACCUUUGCCGUGGACUGUUUGAUUCCCACAUUCAAGAUGCCAGUGGAGACAAACGAUUUUGACACUCGGGUCCAACGGUGUCACGUAGCUUUAGAAAAAGUUACUGUCACUCGAUUUGACGUCCGAGGCGUGAUCAGAGCUCUCACUUCGGGAUGCUGUAAGCAUGAGGUGGGGGUGAGGUACACGUUCAACGACUGGCUUUCAUUCAUGGAUGCGCAAGCGUUACCCGUGUCAGGCGAGGAUAAUGCUACCACUGGCAAGCACUUCGUGUUCACCAUGUACACGCCUCCGUUUUUGGACCCCAGCUCCUCGGUGCACUUCGCAGUGUAUUCCAAGACUGACCAGGGUGAGUUCUGGGACAACAACGAUGGAAAGAAUUACACCUUGAAGUAUCACUGCAUGUCGACCUAUGAGACCGCCGCAUUCGAUGAUACUUAACAGCAUCACAGUGUCAAAGAAAUGUCCCAGUGCGCAUUUAUUAGUAUAA